Molecule: messenger RNA, 540 nt
Organism: Anolis sagrei ordinatus
Lineage: Eukaryota; Metazoa; Chordata; Lepidosauria; Squamata; Anolidae
Gene: RPL22
Product: ribosomal protein L22
Biological process (GO): cytoplasmic translation
Cellular component (GO): ribosome
Molecular function (GO): structural constituent of ribosome; RNA binding
Source: RefSeq, a predicted model, not a curated record
GCGGGGCCUCUUUUUGCGCCUGCGCAGUGCCGCCCUUCCUUUCUCUCUUCGCUGCUCCUGCCGCCAUGGCGCCCGCGAAGAAGCUGGCGACGAAAGGCGGCAAGAAGAAGAAACAGGUCUUGAAGUUCACCCUGGACUGCACGCACCCCGUCGAGGACGGCAUCAUGGACGCCGCCAACUUUGAACAGUUCCUUCAGGAGCGCAUCAAAGUCAACGGGAAAGCUGGGAACCUGGGCGGGGGCGUCGUGACCAUCGAGAGGAGCAAGAGCAAGAUCACCGUCACCUCCGAGGUCCCCUUCUCCAAAAGGUACCUGAAGUACCUGACCAAGAAGUACCUGAAGAAGAACAACCUGCGUGACUGGCUGCGCGUGGUGGCCAACAGCAAGGAGAGCUACGAGUUGCGCUACUUCCAGAUCAACCAGGACGAGGAAGAGGAGGAGGAGGAAGAUUGAGCAGCGUAUCCCCCCCAAAAAAAACCAAAAGGAUCUAGGGAGAUUUUGUACAUUUUCCUUCAAUAAAAUGCGCCAAUGACGGUUGCAA